AGCUCACUUUUACAACCGCAGCCUCCUCCCUUUAACAGAGAAUUAAAGAAAAUUAAAGUGACAGAACCAAAAUUUAUUGAUCAUUAAACUGAAACAAGAAGAAAGAAGAAGAAGAAGAAGAAGAAGAAGAAGAAAGAAGAAGGCGGAGAAGAAUUGGAAGUGAGAGAGUGAGAGAGUGAGAUAGAGAGAUAGAGAUAGAGACUGCUCACUUUGUCUCUGUCUCUCUUGGCCACGCCCCUUGCAACUUAGUGCUGAGGCUGCGGUGUGCGGGAGGGUGAGGCAGGCUGGAGGGGUUGCCAUGUCCUGCCUGCCACGCGUCGCCGCCCACCCUGCCCGGCCUGCCCGCCCCGUGACCUGAGGUGGGCGGCGCGGGUCACCAUGGGGCCGGGGUGGCACGUGAGGACCUCCCUGGCGGUGGUGCUGGUGGUGCUGUGGCGGUGGGUGCAGGCCGGCGAGGUGCAGGCUGGAGAUGUGCAGGCUGGAGGGUUACAGCCCACGGAGAUGCAAGCUGGCGGGGUGCAGGCUGGAGGGUUACAGCCCACGGAGAUGCAGGCUGGCGGGGUGCAGGCUGGAGGGUUACAGCCCACGGAGAUGCAGGCUGGAGGGUUACAGCCCAUGGAAGUACAGGCUGUGGAGGUGCAGCCUGGAGGGGUGCAGGCUGGAGUUCAGGCUACGGAGAUUCAGCCUGGAGGUGUGGAGGGUGGAGGGAUGCAGGAUGAGGUACAGAAUGAAGAGCUGCAAGCUGUUGGGACAGAAGCAGGCAAGACACAGCCUACAGCAGUGCAGACUGAAGAGCAGGAUGGCGGGGUACAGACCACGGACGCGCCGACAAGCAGCAUGCAGACUGAAGAGGUGCAGGCUGCCACCGCUGCGAGCAACGCGACCUGCGUGGCGGGGUGUGCCUGCGGCCUGGUGCGGUCCCUCCGGCUGCAGCAGGAACUGUACAUGCUCAACUGUUCCUUCGCGGGGUUGAAGAGCUUCCCCGAGGCGCUGCCCGCUGACCUGGAGGCGUUGAGUGUGCGCGGCAACGCCAUCACGCACGUGCUGGACUCCCUGGCGCGCCUGACGGAGCUGCGGGAGCUGGACCUGUCGGGCAACAAGAUCAAGUCGAUCGGGCGUGGCGGAAUGUUCCAGAACCUGAGCCGCCUCCUACACCUGGACAUGGCCAAGAACACCAUCUCCACCAUCUUCCGUGACAACCUGAUGGGGCCGCGCGCCUUGCUGCACCUCGAGCUGGCCAACAACAAGAUCAACUACAUCGAGGACGAGGCGCUGGCCGACCUCUCCAGCCUGCUCACCCUGGACCUGCGCCAGAACCUGCUAGGCUCGCUGUACGAGGAGUGGUUCCACGGGCUGCGUCGCCUGCACACGCUUGACCUCACCCACAACAGGAUCCACAACAUUCCCGCCUCGGUGUUCCGCGCCCUUGCCUCCCUCCACCACCUCAACCUCUCCGGCAACCGCAUUUCCUCCGUGGACCCGCGGGCCUUCUCGGGUCUCACACGCCUGCAGGAGCUGGUGUUGGAGGACAACCUGCUGGCCUCGGUGCCCACCGCCGCCCUGCAGAGCCUGCCCAGCCUGUCCGUGCUCACUGUGGACCACAACCCGCUCAACAAGAUCAAGCCACUGGACUUCUCCCACCUGAGCGCGGCGCGGAUCAGCGUGCGCCACAUGCCGGACCUGCGCAUCGUGGACCCCAAGGCCUUCUACAACCUGGUCAACGCUACCACACUGCUGCUCAGCGGCAACCCGCGCCUGGCCUAUGUGGAUCCCCUGGCCUUCAUGAACGUGGACGCCCUCAGGGACCUGCAGCUCCACGACAACCACCUCCGCGGCCUGCAGAAGGAGAUCGCGGACUACCUGCCGCAGGGCGUCACCCUCACCCUGUACGGCAACCCGCUCACCUGCGACUGCAACGCGCGCUGGCUGCGGCGCAUGGUGGCGCAGCGCACAAACGCCAGCGUAGUGCUGAGAGAGCCGCAGCGCCUGGUUUGUCACACCCCACCCGCGCGCGCCCACAAGCUGCUGAAGGACCUGCAGCUGAUGCGGCUGGACAAGUCCUGCGCGCCCACGGUGCUGAACCUGACGCAGAGCCGCGUGGUGGUGGGCAAGGUGGGUGGCUACCAGGUGCUGGAGUGCCGCGCCCUGGGCUCCCCCUCGCCACGCCUGCACUGGCUGCUGCCCGACGGCUCCAUCGUCAACUCCACGCUCAACGAGGUGCGCCGCAGGUUCUUCCCGCCCUGCACACUCAUCCACUACCACCUGCGCGCUGCGGACGAGGGCCCCUACACCUGCGUGGCGGAGAACGAGUGCGCCGUGUCGCGCGGCACCGUGUGGCUCACCGUGGCGGGCCUAGACAUCCACCUCUUCCCCAUCCGCAUCUCCUCCACCUUCAUCACGCUGGUGUGGAAUGGCACGGAGCGGCGCGCCUUCCCCUCCUACAAGAUCUUCCACACCGAGGUGGACGAGAACGGUACGGCGGUGGGCGAACAGCGGGCCAGCGAGACCAGCCCGGCGCGCAAGACCUUCACCAUCAACCACCUGCAGCCCGACACGCGAUACCGUUUCUGUUUGGGCAACGAGGACGCCAGCGGCUACUGGCUGGAGAUCUCCUGCUGCGUGGCGGCCACAGAGGACCUACAGUUCAUGCUGCAGGGCAUCUCGCGCACCUCCAACGCGGCGGUGGCGGCCAUGGUGGGCCUGGUGCUGGCCAUGACGGUGGCCGUAUGUCUGCUGUCCGUGGUGUCGCGGCGCUACAGGCAGCGAUUCUACGAGAGUCCGGACAAGAGCGGCAGCCAGGGCGCCACGGUGCCCCUCGUGCACCUGUGCCGCCCCAUCAUGCCCGCCUCCUGACGACUAGCGGGGGGCGACGGCCUGCACCCCCUGCUGCGCCGCCCCCCGUGCUGCUCCGCCGAUCCCUCCACCCUAACGCCCCCGCCCCGCCAACGCUACCCUGCCCCACGGAGGGAGUGUCCGAAACACGCCGCCUGCCCCUCACAGCGAC
Molecule: messenger RNA, 3004 nt
Organism: Portunus trituberculatus (swimming crab)
Lineage: Eukaryota; Metazoa; Arthropoda; Malacostraca; Decapoda; Portunidae
Product: leucine-rich repeat neuronal protein 1-like
Exons: 2
Coding region: 379-2853 (824 amino acids)
Molecular function (GO): protein binding
Source: RefSeq, a predicted model, not a curated record